Messenger RNA from Daphnia carinata, 4154 nucleotides. RefSeq lists its product as uncharacterized. Gene Ontology annotation, biological process: positive regulation of Rho protein signal transduction. Lineage: Eukaryota; Metazoa; Arthropoda; Branchiopoda; Diplostraca; Daphniidae. The record is from RefSeq and is a predicted model, not a curated record. Gene Ontology annotation, molecular function: guanyl-nucleotide exchange factor activity. The transcript is spliced from 12 exons. Bases 438 to 3983 code for a protein of 1181 amino acids.
CUGUUCUCGUUCGCGUGAGUGCGUGUUUUUCGCCUUCUCUACGUUUCUAGCGACAUUGUGGUGCGUGGCUGUGAUUUCGGAAUCUUACAGAAAAAAAAAAAAAGAUAAAACCUGACAAACUUCGGAGGAAUUCUAAAGUGAUUCAGCUUCGCAUCGACAGUGUAAAGUUUUGAGUGUUUCACCUUUGUGAACGACAUCGAAAAGUGUGCACACGAUUAUUGAAAUCGGAGAGAGCUCAAAAAAGUUUGAGCCAGCCUUGGCGCUCGGGCACGAGUGUUGGAAGUGCGUGACCCGUUGACCUCUUUCUUCAUCGUUCUCUUUGAUUCAUUUGAUUGCAAGUGAUCUCCCGCCGAGUUUGGCGUCAAAUCGACACGAAUAGACAAUGUGACAUUCCCUGGGCGUGACACGAAACUCUCAGCCGAAAAAACUCCCAUUCCAUGCGCAAACAAAGGGACCACGUUGCCAUGUACGACAUGAAGGUCAAGACGCCGCCGAUGGCCAACAAGCGGCGAUCGUGGACUGGCCGGCUCAAGGAUCGUUUUAAAUCAUCUACUGGCCAGUAUGGGACUGUCGUCGUGUCGAACGGCGUCGAGUCUCACAUGGCCGCACCUGGUGAUGACUGGACGAGCGCUUGGGUGACCCAUCCGCACCUACAGGAAGGACAUCACGCGCCUUCGGUCCCGUCCCUCCAGGGAAGUGUUUUCGUGGCCGCCAAUUUUGUUUAUGACUACCGACAGAAAUACGGAUUGGAUCCGGCCAAUGGAUGGAUGGCCACUCCGGCUGUUGGGUCCAUCGCUAUACGGCGGACUACCGAUUGGUCGACAACCAGAGGCUUGUACCCAGUCAGAACGUCGCCCGUUUUUCGCGCUGCCGAUCCGUCGAUAGAUCCCGUCGUGAAGAACGAAAGAAAAACGAGCGUCAAAAUGGCGGCCGACAACUACGGCGCAUUCGAGUUCAGAGCGGCCGACGUCAAUCAAAACAUCCGCCAGAUGCGUGAGAACAAACAGCAGAAAUUAUCCAUCAGCCAAACGGCUCCGUCGGUCCCGACUUCACCACAGCCGCAACUCCAUCCGUCGGAUGACGACGAUACCAACGGCGAAGAGAGCGACGAGAGCGAUGAAUCUCAUCCGCAAACGACGGUGGCUGUCGAUCGACCCGGAUUGAUCGUCAGCGGUCAGCGCAUUUGCAUUCUAACCGGCCAGGAUUCGCCGACGGCCAUCCAUGCUGAGAAAGUCAGCCUCAAGGUAGAAUUCCAAAGGAACUGUCCGCUCCGCAGGAGUCUGAGCGAUCGUGCCAGGCCUAAAAUGGCCGCACCGGCCAGCUUCCACGACACUACCCGUCUGACGCAAAGGACCCGAUCCAGGGGAUCGUUGCACGAUCUGUUCGGCAUAUCGCCACCUACGGAACCGCUGCAGAUUACGAUCCCUGCCCCAGCAUCGACCCCGGUAUCGCCGGCACCGCAAUCUCCUGGCAACCGGCGGAAAACGAUCGUCCGACCGACCGAACCGCCGCCACCUCCACCGCCGCCGCCUCCUCCUCCGCCCAAUGGAUUGUGCAUCGCCAUCAGCGCGAACGAGGGGGGUAAAGAGACGCCACCGGUGGCCCCACCGCGCCGAAUUUAUCGCCAUUCGAAAACGGAUAGCGACAGUUUGCCUCGGGACUUAUCAGCCAAGCCUUGCAACGACCCGCCAUCAGUUCCUGUCACUCCGACAUUAGAUCUCUCCCCAGGCAUAACAUCGUGGGCUGGACGGCCUCUCAUUGGACAGAUGGUCAGUUGGACGGCCUGGUCUGGCCAUCAACAUCAUCAGCAAGAGGCCGAAGCGGCGGCGGAAGCGUUUGAAACGGUCAAGGAGGAAAAACUGGCCACGAAAACACGGACGCCUCCUGCCACGGUCACAACGCGUCCGGAGCCGGCCGGCGACGAGCCUAAACGUCGGCCGGUCUCGCGAUUGUGGCCGUCUUUUUCGUCCAUCGGUCGCGACAGAUCGGCCAGUCGAGUACAGGCCGAUCCGCCGACGUUGCUGCCUCCGCCAGCAGAGGAGGAGCACAUCUACGAGGAGAUUGACGACAUUAAGGAGCGCGGCAGGGGAUUCAGCCGGGCCGGACGCGGCGGCUCGUUCGCUGGAGCUAGUCGACAGGAUAUUUUGCGCUACCUUGAAGAAUUGCGUAAGAAACACCCGACGGGCAUCAUUUCGGUUGAGGCCGAACAGCGUGAACGCAAGCGUCCGAACAGCCCCAGCCCCGUCAGUCCGAUGACGCCCAGUUUGCCUCAACUGAUUCCGGCCGAUGAGGACGAAGACGACGAGAUGGGCGCCCUCCUGUUGGCCAUGCGCCACAACGCGCCGAACCGCAACAGCAAUCGGAGUACGCAGUCCAGCACCAGCACGCAAUCCAGCAGCCAAGAAAGCGCUCUAUCACUUCCGGGAAUCACGCCAGCGUCUUCAACAGGCGGUUACCAGAAUGGCAGCAGCGGCGGAGGAGAGAUCGAGCGGAACGACUCGGGCGUUGGUUCCGAAACGUCGGGUACGGCGCAGAGGUUAAGGCGGAUGCGCCGUUUGAAUAAAUCGACGCAUUACCAUCAACUGGAAGGAUCGACGACAGUCAUCCCGAGCCAAGAAGAUCCAGCCGCCAUCCCGUGGUGUGUCGAUUGCGACCAGCCGAUGGAGUCCGAUCAAGAAGAGCGCGACAGUUUGGUGUGUCACCGGUGCGCCCGUCGUCGCUGCGAACGGCGCGAAGUGCUGGCCGAACUGCUGGAGACGGAAGUUCGCUACGGUCGUGACUUGCGCGUCCUUCAGGACGAAUUAUACAAGCCCUUACUAGUCGCCGGCCUUGUUCCUCUACGCCAAUUAGAUGCCGUGUUCCUGAACGUGUCCGAAUUGAGUGGCCAGAGCCAAAGGUUUGGCCAGCGACUACGAGAGGCGGUCGAGAUCGCGCUGGAACAGGGCGACGAAGACCUGCUGACCGUAGACGUCGCUCGCCUCUUCCUCGACAAAGAAACGGAAGAAAUGAUGGACGCCUUUCGUCGCUACUGCGUCCGCUCCGGUGAGGCCUCGCUGUUGCUAUCGUCACUAGAAAAGGAACGCGAAUUGUUGCGCAUUUUUCUGCGGGCAUCGCAGUUGGAGAAUCCGGCUCUCAGACGGAUGGAUCUUCACGCUUUCCUAAUGGUUCCGGUGCAAAGGAUCACGAAAUACCCUUUACUAUUAGGACGUCUUCUACGUGCCACUGCCCAGCAGGACGUUGAAAUGCGCGAAGCUUUGCGAGAAGCGCAGGCUAAAGUGGAAUCCUACCUGACGGCCAUCAAUGCGGAGGCCAAAGAACUCGGAACUGUUUCCCGACCGUGGCGACGUGGUUAUUCGGUGCCCAAUCUCAACGCCAAUUCAACAGCCAACACUAGCACUAUUCAGCGUCCAUCCGGCGAAGAGUUGAUGAACCUUCGGUUACGCAAGAUGGCGAUGGAUUGCCUCGGUUGGUCGGACAACGCCGCUGCCCAAUUGGUAAUGGAAGGCUACGUGAAAUUGACGCAACCGGGCGAACUGCUCCUGACCACGACGCGCAGUCGAGGACGGACCCUGAAAUGGCAGAACGUCUGGAUGGGCCUCGUCACUCUCAACCACCAAGACAAUAAGACGUCCGUCUACGAGCUGGCCGGAGAAACCGAUAACCCUCCAGUGGCGUUCAACGCCAAACCAGCCGUCCAAGAAGCCGCAGUUGUGCUCAUAAAAGACGUCAAAAAUGCGAGACCUGGACCAUCUAUUUAUAGGGAUCCACUAAUGCUGUCGCACUGCACCAUCAGCAGCGAAGCGGACGAACUGCCCAACUUCUUCGAGAUCCACCACAUCGUCACCAAAGAGUCGUUCAUCUGCCAGACGGUCGAUGCCGGCCAAACCCAGCAGUGGCUGCACAGGUUGCGGGUCCUCAGCUUGGGUCUGGGCCGUUGGAAACAGCGCCGGAACGCCUUACCUCACGUCAUGAUGAUCAACUGACGAGACAAUUUUUCUAUUCUAGAUCAUUCCUCCCAAUUAACAAUGGACCCCCUUCUUGUAAUAUUUGCUACGUGGAGCUUAUAUAUUAUAUAUAAAACAUAAGUUUGACCCUACCUACACUUGUACCAUAUUCGACAAAAUAUAUAUUAAGCAACUUGGAUCACCACAAAA